AUGUUGCUGACACCUGAGGUCAAAUUCCCUAUUACACUACAAUCAGAGCAACUAUCCAAGUUCAUUCUCGCAAUAAAUACGCAGGGCAUCAUCCGAAAUGACGACAAUAGCCAGCAGACUGCUUCUUUCUGUGAGAAACGUCUCAAGGGGCCCCCCAACACACACCACUGCUGCCAAGAGCCUCAUUCCUCGGAUAUCGCACAAUCAACCGAAAACUUUACCUCGACCGCUACCAUUCUCUACGACUACAAAUCAGACAAGUCGGACUUCGGAUACUUGGAAUCGAAGCCCGAGAUUCCCCUGGCGAUGAGCUUUCGGUCGAUCGGCAUCUGGAAAAACACCAAGCUAUUAUUGUUCAUAUUUAUCUGUGUUUCAGGCACCAUUCAGCUUUUCAUUUGGAGCGAGGAACUUUGGAAGUGGUGGAAAAAUGAGGAGGGGGACGAAGUUUGA
Molecule: messenger RNA, 450 nt
Organism: Penicillium angulare
Lineage: Eukaryota; Fungi; Ascomycota; Eurotiomycetes; Eurotiales; Aspergillaceae
Exons: 2
Coding region: 1-450 (149 amino acids)
Source: RefSeq, a predicted model, not a curated record